This is a messenger RNA of Dromiciops gliroides (monito del monte), 2863 nucleotides long. RefSeq names its product nicastrin (gene NCSTN). Gene Ontology annotation, biological process: protein processing; Notch receptor processing. The transcript is spliced from 17 exons. Bases 113 to 2236 code for a protein of 707 amino acids. NCBI's taxonomy places the organism in Eukaryota, Metazoa, Chordata, Mammalia, Microbiotheria, Microbiotheriidae. The record is from RefSeq and is a predicted model, not a curated record. Gene Ontology annotation, cellular component: membrane.
AACGCCUAACGCACUUCCGCCUGAAGGCCACAGAGACUGGUAGUGGAGCGGCCUAGAGAGGCCUCUGUAAGGCUGGAGGGGGUAGGAGGCGGAAGCGACCCGGAGAGGCAAGAUGGCCACUGCUGGGGGUGGCGGAGGAGCCGCCUCUGGGGGCCGGCGUACCUGCCUCCUCUUUUGCUUCGUUCCUCUGCUGGCAGCUUUGUGCCAAGCAAAUUCAGUGGAGAGGAAGAUCUACAUCCCCUUGAAUAGAACAGCUCCCUGUGUCCGCCUGCUCAAUGCCACUCACCAGAUUGGCUGCCAGUCUUCCAUUAGUGGGGACACAGGAGUAAUCCAUGUAGUGGAAGAGGAGGAAGACCUGAAGUGGGUCCUAACUGAUGGCCCUAACCCACCCUACAUGGUAUUACUGGAAGGCAACCUUUUUACCAGGAAGCUGAUGGAGAAGCUGAAGGGAACCAAACGAAUCUCUGGUCUUGCUGUGGCUCUCGCUAAACCCAGCCCUGUAGAUGGUUUUUCUCCCAGUGUUGAGUGCCCUAAUGAUGGGUUCGGUAUCUACUCUAACUCCUAUGGGUCAGAGUAUGCCCACUGCAAACAAUUAAAGUGGAACCCACUAGGCAAUGGGUUAGCCUAUGAGGAUUUUGACUUCCCCAUCUUUCUGCUAGAAGAUGAGAAUGAAACACAAGUUAUCAAGCAGUGCUAUUGGGACCACAACCGGGGAGUGAAUGGAUCUGCUCCAGCCUACCCACUGUGUGCAAUGCAGCUUUUCUCACACAUGCACGCCGUCACCAGCACAGUCACCUGCAUGCGGCGUAGUGCUAUCCAGAACACAUUCAGCAUCAACCCAGAAGUUGUCUGUGACCCCCUGACUGACUUCAACGUGUGGAACACAUUGAAUCCUUUGAAUGCAUCUGGGAAGUUAGAGCCUGGGGACAAGGUGAUCAUCGCUGCCACCAGGUUGGACAGUCGUUCAUUCUUUUGGAAUGUGGCUCCUGGGGCUGAGAGUGCUGUUGGUUCCUUCAUCACCCAGCUGGCUGUGGCUGAAGCUCUGCAGAAGGCGCCAGAUGUGGCAACUCUGCCCCGGAAUGUUAUGUUUGUCUUCUUCCAAGGGGAGACUUUUGAUUACAUCGGUAGCUCACGGAUGGUGUAUGAUAUGGAAAAGGGCAAGUUUCCUGUCCAGCUAGAGAACAUACACUCAUUCGUGGAACUUGGACAGGUAGCCUUGAGGAAUUCUUCAGACUUGUGGAUGCACACAGAUCCCAUGUCUCAGAGAGAUGAGUCCAUCUAUACCGAGGUCCAGAAUCUCCUGACCGUACUGAAGAAUAGCAGCACUGGUGUCCCUAAUGUGACAAUGCAAGAGGCAAACCGACAACAUUCUCUUCCACCAUCCUCCCUGCAAAGGUUUCUCCGUAGCCAAAACAUCUCUGGUGUUGUGCUUACUGACCACCCUGGCUCCUUUUAUAACAGGUAUUAUCAGAGCAUCUAUGAUACCUCUGAAAACAUUGGUCUGAAGUAUCCUGCAUCCCUGACACCUGAUGAGGCUAUGGACUUUGUGACUGACACGGCCAAGUCCUUGGCAGCUGUGGCCACAGUGCUGGGACGUGCACUAUACCAGCUAGCAGGGGGAAGCAACCACACCGCUGUUGAGGCUGAUCCAAUAACGGUCUCUCGCUUGCUCUAUGGAUUCCUGGUUAAAGCCAACAACUCAUGGUUCCAGUCAGUUAUCAGGCAGGACCUGAAGGUGUUCCUAGGAGAAGGGCCCCUCCAGCAUUACAUUGCCGUCUCCAGCCCCAUCAACACCACCUAUGUGGUGCAGUAUGUGCUGGCAAACUUGACUGGCACUGUGGUCAAUCUUACCCGGGAGCAGUGCCAAGACCCAAAGAAGGCCCAAGAUGCCAACAAGGAUCUGUAUGAGUAUGCAUGGGUCCAAGGCCCCAUGGACCCCAGUGGGACAAGUAGGCUCCCCCAGUGUGUGCGCUCCACAGCACGACUGGCCAAGGCCGUGUCUCCUGCCUUUGAGCUGCAGCAGUGGGGAUCCUCUGAAUAUUCUACCUGGACAGAAAGCCGCUGGAAAGACAUUCGUGCUCGCAUUUUUCUUGUAGCCAGCAAGGAACUUGAGUUUGUCACCCUGAUUGUGGGCCUCAGCAUCCUCUUUAUCUCUCUCAUCGUUACCUACUUCAUCAAUGCCAAAGCUGACAUCCUGUUCACCACCCCUCGAGAGCCGGGAGCCGUGUCUUACUAAGGAUGGGAGACCAAGUCCUUCCCUGCCAGUUCCCCGAAUCCUUUCCUGGAUGGACAGUCUCCUUCCAGGGCACAAACCACUAGGUCGACACUGGAAAUUCCCCUGGCCCAGGGCAGACUGAGUCUAAUGGGCAGGAGCGGAACUGUCCUACACAAGAGACAGACCAGCAGACAAAUAUUACCUCCCUUUUCUUCCUCCUCCUCCUCCUUUCCUUCCCCCCCCCCAUUCUGGAAUUACAAAAGGAGGUUACCAUCUCCUGUAACUUUCCUUUUUUGCUCCAUGCCUUCCCUUCCUCUCCUGUCCUCACCCUUCUCCCUUACCCACCACUCCCCUACCAGGAAUAAGGGGCUGGGGGGCAAAGGGAGGGAAUUCUUGUAUUGAAUAAUGUGGUUCUCCUAAGCUAGGAUGGAAGGAAACCUUUGUGGGCUGAGCUUGAUGCCUCUUUCCCAGUGUACUUCUUCCCAGCCCCUAGAUGGCAAAUCUAGGGUUGGAGUGCCACAGGAUGGGGGUUUCCUUUUUGACCAAUGAUGGUCAAUUGUAUUUUUUUUCUUAAAUUGUAAUAUCUUUUGUUGUUGGUUUUGUACAUAUAUAAAUAGUCAAUUUCAUUAAAACAGAUUAUCCCAUGUA